GGCCUGCUGCUUUCUAUCUCUCUGCUGUGCAGAGAGAUGGGAGGCAGCAAGUCCAUGCUGAUAGGAGAGAGAUCUGUGUUGUUUACACACAGGUCUCUCCCCUAUCCUCAGGAGCCAAUAGCAGCGCAGCAGAGCCAUACAAAGCAGUGUGCUUACAGUGAAGCACACACACAGCCCAAGUAGUGAAACUGCACACAGUUAAAACUUUGAUAGCCCCAGAUGUUAACCCCUUCCUGCCCAGUGCCAUUAGUACACUGUCAGUUCUUUUUAUUAGCACUGAUCCCUGUAUUGGUGUCACUGGGGAUGCCAGUGACACCAAGUCAGUUCUCCCCAGUGUCAGAAUGCCCGCUGCAGUCCCACUAUAAGUUG
This is a messenger RNA of Staurois parvus, 369 nucleotides long. The record is from the annotation of a GenBank genome assembly. NCBI's taxonomy places the organism in Eukaryota, Metazoa, Chordata, Amphibia, Anura, Ranidae.